AUGGGCACCGAAUUGUUGCGUGCCCGCACCACGCCCCUCCUCGCCACCUCUACGAACACAACAGGUACAGGCUCGCAUCCCUCGGUCCCCUUCCCCAACGAGCGCUACCAGCCCACCUCACCAAUGAUCAAGAAACGCGAGCACCCCUAUGGCCGCGACGACCCAUACAGCGCGGACCCGUACCGCCGAGACGUUCCUAAGCGUGAGGCCCAGGAUCGCGAGAUGAGGGAGCGCGAGCGACGGCGUGAGGUCGAGAAACGUGAAACCGAGAAACGUGAAGCCGAGGCCAAGGCCAAGGCUGACGAGGCACGGGCAGCUAGAGACAAGGACCCAGAUCCGAAGAAGCGGGAACACACGCGGCCGCCAACGGUGAUCGUCGACCGCGAGAAGGGCGCCUCGUACCGCCGCAUCGGCUUCCUCGGUGAGGGCGGGUUUGCGCGGGUUUACGAGAUCGUUGAUGACGAGCAUGACCACAAGGCUGUCAAGGUCGUCAACAAGAGCAACAUUAAGACGAAGCGCAACAAGACCAAGCUCUGGGCCGAGAUCAAGCUCCAUCAGAUGCUCAAGCAUCCCAACAUUGUGCGGUUUGACGAGUGCUUUGAGGACGGCGAGAACGUGUACAUGGUGCUUGAGUUGUGCGACCACGGAUCACUCAUGGACUUGCUCCGGAGACGCAAGCGCUACACGGAGGCCGAGGCCCGAUUCUAUCUCGUCCAGCUCAUUGGUGCCUGCCAGUAUAUGCAGGACACAAACGUCAUCCACCGUGACCUCAAGCUCGGCAACCUCUUCCUCGAUAGGAACAUGAACGUCAAGGUCGGCGACUUUGGUCUCGCCGCCCUAAUUGAGAACCCAGGCGAUCGCAAGAAGACGAUCUGCGGGACGCCCAACUACAUUGCACCCGAGGUGCUGUUCGACACAGCCAACGGUCACUCGUUUGAGGUCGACGUGUGGUCAGUCGGUGUGAUCCUCUACACGCUUCUCAUUGGCAAGCCCCCAUUCCAGACAAAGGAAGUGAAGGCCAUUUACCGCCGCAUCCGCGAGAACAGAUACGAGUUCCCCGAGGACAAGGAGAUCUCCGCCUCGGCCCAGAACCUGAUCAUGUCCAUCCUCAACACCGACCCGCAGGAGCGGCCAACUCUCGAAGAGAUCCUGCAGCAUCAGUGGUUCCUCGACGGCCCCUUCCCCUCCCACGUUCCUGUAUCGUCCAACGACUCGUCUCCCGAUUUCUCUCACAUCACCGCCGCCCAGAGCAGACGUAACUUUGACAACGUCCACCGGCGCGCUACCGGACAGCCCGAGAGCACUACCCCUCCCCACCCUCCACGCGUCGACGCUCUCGGCCCAUCCAUUCUCGCACAGGAGCGCGACUUCAAGGCCGCCGUGCAGCCAGGGAGCCCGAUCUCGGCGCUCCUCAACUCGGCGCGCCAGCCGCUCGUGCAGGCACCAGCGGGUACCAGGAACAGCACGCUGCUUCGCAAGCUAACCGAGGCUGGGGCGGCGAGCACCCUCAGUCCUGUGCGCCGGGGGACAGCCGUGCGUGUUCCGACCGCCCUGGCUGGUCCUGGACCAUUGUCCCGCCCACCAGUGAUGGACAACGUCGCGGAGGAUGUCGAGGAGGAGGAAGACGAGGGCGUCGAUCCUGGGCCUGCGACACCACGGCGCCCUGUGCGCGACCGCGAACUCGCGCAGCAGAAGGCGCGCAUCGUCUCCGAGAUGGCGAGGUUGCGGAUCGCCGAAUCAGACAAGGGCUCUGACAAGGAAGCUCCAAGAAAGGCCUUUGGUGAGGCGAUGCUGCAACAGCCUUCAUCAUCCCUUCCUGUGCUCAAGCUCCCGACACGCGGAAACGGGUAUGACCGUCUCGAGCACAACCUUACUGAGGCGCUGGCAGCGUACAAGAGCCACGGUGGAUGCCGUAUUCCAGACGGCGUGAGUGUGGAGCCACCCAAGGUGUUCGUCGUAUCGUGGCUCGACUACUGCGCAAAGUACGGCAUGGGCUUUACGAUGAGCGACGGUACAGUGUCUGUGCACUUCAACGACUCGUCCUCUCUCGCACUUGCGCCGGCCAAGAAGCACGCCGAGUACAUUGACGGGCGGCGACGUGACUCGUUCGCCAUGUCCACAGCCCCCGAAGGGCUCACCAACAAGAUCUUCCUCCUUCACAAGUUCGAGGGCUACAUGCUGGCGCGGUUAUGCGGAACGUACGAGUACACGUGGGAGGAUGCCGAGCGCAAGCGCGACCUCGUCUAUGUGGAGAAGUACCUGCGGACAAAGAACGUCAUCCUCUUCCGCCUCUCUAACGGGAUCCUCCAGUUCAACUUCUACGACCACACCAAGCUCAUCCUCUCCUCUGACGGCCUCGUUGUGACCAUCAUUGACAAGAACUACGCCAGACACUGCUGGACGCUUGCCUCCAUCCUCCAGCGACAGGGCGACGGCGAGCGCGAGCGGGCCAAACUCGACCGCUACGUCACCAAGCUCGAGUAUGCGCGGUCGCUACUUGCUCGCAUGCGCGCGCACGGAGGCAUGGGUGCGACGGCCGCGCGCGUGCAGGAAAAGGAAAGAGAGAGGGAGAGGGACAGGGACAGGGAACCGCGCGAGCGUGAGCGGCAACGCGAGACGCGUCAGCCCAUCCGCGGGUAA
Molecule: messenger RNA, 2640 nt
Organism: Cutaneotrichosporon cavernicola
Lineage: Eukaryota; Fungi; Basidiomycota; Tremellomycetes; Trichosporonales; Trichosporonaceae
Gene: CDC5
Exons: 6
Coding region: 1-2640 (879 amino acids)
Biological process (GO): mitotic spindle organization; protein phosphorylation
Cellular component (GO): cytoplasm; spindle pole body; nucleus
Molecular function (GO): protein binding; ATP binding; protein serine/threonine kinase activity
Source: RefSeq, a predicted model, not a curated record